This is a messenger RNA of Cantharellus anzutake, 309 nucleotides long. RefSeq lists its product as uncharacterized. Gene Ontology annotation, molecular function: nucleic acid binding. NCBI's taxonomy places the organism in Eukaryota, Fungi, Basidiomycota, Agaricomycetes, Cantharellales, Hydnaceae. The transcript is spliced from 3 exons. The annotation marks the transcript as partial. The record is from RefSeq and is a predicted model, not a curated record.
CAAUUCCUGCUGAAGUUCCACUGUGAGUUGAACCCGAUUGAGAUGUAUUGGGGUUAUGCAAAAUACCGAUAUCGUGAAAUAUGGAAAACUACUUUUGCCAAUGCAAAAACAGCAGUGAUACAGUGUUUGGAUGCAUGUCCAGAUGAAACAAUUCAAAAAUGUUGGAGGAACCCUUGGCACUUCAUGGAUGCCUACCGGAAGGGCCUUACUGGGAAGCUUGCAGCCUGGGCUGUGAAGAAACAAAAGAGUCAUCGUGCUAUAUGUGAGGAUGCUAUGUGUCACGACCUGGCAAUUCCCACGGUCAUGUGA